Messenger RNA from Tarenaya hassleriana, 2418 nucleotides. RefSeq lists its product as uncharacterized. The transcript is spliced from 2 exons. Lineage: Eukaryota; Viridiplantae; Streptophyta; Magnoliopsida; Brassicales; Cleomaceae. Gene Ontology annotation, molecular function: metal ion binding. Bases 524 to 1429 code for a protein of 301 amino acids. The record is from RefSeq and is a predicted model, not a curated record.
ACUUUUUCCUUUCAAAUAUUCCCUCUUUGUAACCCCUAAUAAAAAGCCACACCCUUUUGAUUCCUCCUCUGAAUGUACACAUCCCCCUCUUCAUCCUCUCUCUCUCUAAACCCAUUAGGGUUUCAUUUCAUCCUCCAUUUGCCCACCAUGGCUUCGGAGCUAGAGAAACCUAGGAUCACAGAGAUCAAAGUCCGGAUGGAUUGUAACGGGUGUGUACAAAAGAUCAAGAAAGCCCUACACGGCAUCAACGGUAAGCAAUGACGGGAAAAUAUAGAUACUUCUUUCGACCUUUUUAUCUUAUCGUUCCCACGGUUUCUUUUUAACCCGAGUUUUUUUUUUUCCGAUCAUGCAGGCAUAAAUGACAUCUAUGUUGAUUUCCCUGGGCAGAAGUUGACAGUGGUUGGUUGGGCUGAUCCAGAGAAGAUAGUCAAAGCUAUUAGGAAGACAAGGAAGACAGCAACCAUAUGUUCUCACGAAGAUCAACAGAAAACCGAACCUGAGAUGUCAGUAGCACCCGAAAUGAAUGGGCAACAAGGUCCCGAAGUGGACAAUCAUCCCGAGACACAGCCACAAGUUUCCGAAGAAACUUCUCAGCAAGCCGAGGGUGCUGCUUCACCAGCUGAGGCGGCUGCUCCACCCCCCCAACCCCGAGCCGUCGAAGGAACAACCGCCACCUGAGAAACCAGCAGCAGAGUCGGUAACACCUGCAGCUUCAGAAAACAGUGCGAAAGACACCGGAAACCAAACGGGACAAAAAGAUGUCGGAGAAGUUCAUGUGAUUUAUCAUUACCCUCCUGAAUAUGGGCAUAGAUACGAUUACAGUGGUCAUCGAUAUAACAGUCAUUGGGAUAGAUACAGCAACAGUUAUCGCUUUCCGCUUGAACCGCACGAUAGAUAUGCUCCUAGCCCAACAAAUCUGCAUGAACCACCGGAUGCAUAUACACAUCGCCUAAGAAGUAUGCCUGAACACACGGUCAGAUAUGUGCAUAGCCUGAGAGGUGUUCCUGAGCCAUCGGUCAGAUAUGCACAUGGCCCGAGAACUGUUCCUGAGACACAGGUUAGAUAUGCACAUAGCCCGGGAAGUGUUCCUGAGCCCCAGGUUAGAUAUGCACAUAGCCAGUGGUUUCCACAUGACACAGAGGUCAGAUCUGUUAACAGUGAAGGGUUUCAACACGAGCCGCCGGUUAGGCACGCCAAUACACGAGAGCAACCUCAGCCUGUGUAUGUGAGUCACAGCUAUAACACGCACAGGCCAUCACCUUACGUCACUAGGUAUAUGAGCACACACUCACCCCCAAGGUAUGGGUAUCACAGUAGGAGAGACUACACUGCAGAUUAUCAAAACAGUUAUUACGGAAGUGAAAAUGGGAAUGGUAAUAUCACAGCGAUGUUCAGUGACGAGAAUCCAAAUUCAUGUACGGUAAUGUAAAGGAAGCCUGGUUUAUCACAAUCGUUAGGAAGAUAAACAUUGAAACAAGAACUUUCGACAGAAAAGAUGAAAAACAGAGCAGGGAAAAAGAUAAAUCUCUGGUGCAGUAAGCUUUCCAAAUUACAUGUCAAACCAAAAGAGAAGAAUGAAAUGCUAUGAUUGUAAGUGCAGAAACGAAUCAAUUCCCGAUGCAUUCUUACCUGGUAGGCAUCAAUUGGGAGAGAAUCCUGUAAAGAUGCAAACUUCUUCUUCAACAUUAAUAUAUAGUUUCCUGUACAACUACUCCUGCAGUAUUGCCUUUAUUUAAAAGAAACAUUCUAUUUCAAUGGUCCCUAAGAACAUUCCUCAAAACAUAAAUACUGAAAGCAUGCCUAUAGGCUAUAGCAUUUACAAAGAGCAUUGGUUUACGAAAUUGAGUUCACACAGGAAAACUGUUUGCAACAAUAACUAUGGCAUCUUUCCCGCCAUUAACUCGAACAAGAUAGCGUAAGGGUAAUCCACUGGCUUGAAAGUUUGAUUAAAAGUCAUAUUCAAAUUCUCAAUGCAAGAAAUAAAUCAUGUACCAACUAAAGCAAAACUCAUCGAGAGACAAUUCUAAACGCAGUUAGCUAAGUUUGGUCAGGGAACCUACCUCAUGGGCUUGUCCAGGGUCUCAGAACGCAUUCUUCCGGUAAAGAACUGGAGUAGACCUAAUUCAAAACCUGAAAUAAUCUGGAUAUCGAAAAAAGCAUCGCAUACUUACGAUUUCUAAUAAACUGUGGUUAAUUUUCAAUUGAUCAAUAGAACAAAAAAUCCCAAAGCAGCCAAUAUAGAUAUGUUCCAGCUUUUGCGUACUAUUUUUGGCUGGACUUUGGCACAUUCAAUUUCACAGCAAACAUGAGGAUAAACAAUGCCAAUCAACUUCUUAGAUCUUUGGAAUCACGUUAAAUAAAUACUCAACUACAAGUCAGUAUUUUAAUGUUACAUGUGAAAGAAAAGGAUAAAAGGCA